AUGCUCAAGAGUUUGACGGGUUCUGCACCGUUAAGCUAUAACGAUAAGUUUGUUUUCACCUUUAAAAUAAAUGCAUUCUUUGACGGUCUAGUUCCGUUCUUCGGGAUACUGAAUGGUGUUAUAAAGGAACUUGUAGCAACAUUUCUAAAAGUUGAUACAAGCACAAUAUUAGAUAUCAAGUUUUUCGAAGGUUCUUUGGGGGUAAACGCAACUCUUAGUGCUGAUGCAGCUAGUAACAUUGAUGAGAUGCGCAAAGAAAUGCAAUCAGCAGGAUCCGUUAACCUCAUGGGCGUGAAUUAUGAUAUUGUUCAAGAUUCAUUCCAUGUCACGGUUAAGUCAGCUUUGCCAACUGUAGGUCCUCAGAUUUACAACUCAACCGAAAGUUACAUCUAUGCUAACAUGACCACAACACAUAGUGAUUUCACCAUUACUGAAGACUCGAACGCAGACUUAUCUACCGUAGAUAAACAAAUGACUACAACUUUGAAAGUUGAAGAUGAACACAUUUCUACUGCUUUGGAGGUAACUACACAGACAGUUGGAGACACAACACUUCUGACCGACGGCGAUCAGAUGUCUACUACAAUGAUAUUAACGACUCAGGAAGAUAAAGAUACAACAACUGCCGACAGUGAAGACAAGCAAAUGUCCUCUACUAUCAAAGUAUCUACUCAAACCGUUGAGGAAACAUCUACACUACAGAAUGAUGAUAAACAAAUGACUACCACGUUGAAAGAUAAAGACACUACAACAAAUACUGAAGACAAAGAAAUGUUAACUGCUAUAGAGAUAACUACACAGACAGUUGAUAAAACCACAACUACAGAUAUUGAUGACAAGGAAAUGUCUACUACUAUAGAAGUAACCACCCAGGCAGUUGAUGUCACAACAACGGCAAAUAUUGAAGACAAAGAAAUGUCCACUCCUAUAGAGAUAACUACUCGUGCAAAUGAGGAAUCAACAACUGCAAACAUUAUAGAUAAAUUAACCACUACUAUGAAAGUAUCAACUCAGGCAGCUGAAGACAUCACAAGUUCAUAUAUUGGAGAUAAAGCAAUGUCCACUUCUAUGUUGGUUACAACACAGGUAGCUGCCGAAACCACUGCUGCAAACCUUGAAGAAACUACUGCUUCAGAAGAGUUAUCAUCGCAACAAACAGCAAAUCAAGGACGUGCAAUGUCAACCACAACAUCAGACAAAGAUGUAACCUUAAAUGGUUCUGUGGCAUUGAACAGUAGUGAUGUCCCUUUUGAUUACCUUGCUACAACCAGAACCUACAUCGUUCAAACAGACAACUACAAUAACACAACUGCAGCGGCAAACAUGUUUGGCGGGAAUCUUGCUGUUGCCCUCCUUAUGACUGUUGCAACUACACUAGUGUAAACAGUACGAAAAAGAAGACUUAUUUAAGAGGGGACUUUUUUAAACAUCACAUUCAUUUUAAAUUUAUAAGUUUAAUCCCUUUCCACUGAUGAAUGACAAAUGUGGUGAAGUUGUGAGCCUUCAGAUGAGUAAACAAAUGUUCAAAAAAUC
Messenger RNA from Ruditapes philippinarum (Manila clam), 1533 nucleotides. RefSeq lists its product as uncharacterized. Lineage: Eukaryota; Metazoa; Mollusca; Bivalvia; Venerida; Veneridae. The coding region runs from base 1 to 1383 and encodes 460 amino acids. The transcript is spliced from 6 exons. The record is from RefSeq and is a predicted model, not a curated record.